CAGCCCUCUGUUCUGUCAGAUGCUCUAGGUCAGGCCCUCACUGAGGAUCUUCCCUUGAUCCAUUCUCACAGACAGAUAUCUCUGAGCAAGGGCCUGAGUCUGGCAGGUCAGGUCACCAUGAAGGCACUCCUCUUGGUGCUUUCUCUCUGGGCAGGGCUGGUUCCUGCCCAGGGUUCUCAAGGCCAUCCCUCGUGGCGCUACAUCUCCUCUGAGGUGGUCAUUCCCAGGAAGGAGCUGCACCAUGGCAAAGGUGUUCAGAUACCAGGAUGGCUGUCCUACAGUCUGCAUUUUGGGGGCAAGAGGCACAUUAUCCACAUGCGGCACAAGAAACUGUUUUGGUCCAGACAUCUGCUGGUGAUGACUCAGGACGACCAAGGAGCCUUGCAGAUGGACUAUCCCUUCAUUCCUCCAGACUGUUACUACGUCGGCUACCUGGAGGAGAUUCCUCUUUCCAUGGUCACCGUGGACACAUGCUAUGGGGGUCUUGAGGGUAUCAUGAAGUUGGAUGACCUUGCCUAUGAAAUCAAACCCCUCAGCAAUUCCCAAAGGUUUGAGCACAUUGUUUCUCAGAUAGUGGCAGACACAAAUGCGACGGGACCUACCUAUAAAGUGGGAUACAAGCAGGAUAUGGACACCUUGUUCCCUCAAGAAAUUGCCAUUCCAGGCUCCAGACUCAGUAACAGGAUAUUUUCCUCCCAUAAAUCCAUGAUCAAAGGAUUUGCUCAAAGCUCCAAUUCAGUAUAUCGUUUAUAUAAUAAUGUAACAACAUGUGCAAAGUUUCUGAUAGAUAUGGUUAGUUUAAUGGACUCAAUAUAUAAAGGCCUUGAUAUAAAAUUCCAUCUUACUGCAAUCCUAAUAUUUGAUGUAAGAGAUCCAGUCAACAUGAAUGAUUAUAGAUUGCCAUCUGGUCAAUACCACAGAUUUCAUGAGAAUUACUUGUUCAGAAUCAUAAAUCCAAGUUCAUCCUUUGUUGUGGUUAAGGAAGGACCACAAGACUAUCAAAAUGAGCCUGCAGCCUUCGGUUUAUGCUCUCCUCGAUGCCUACAUAUGGUUGGUCACCUGGGAAGACAUUAUUUAUUGUUAGCUGUGAUAACUUCCCAAUACUGUGCAAGAUCAAUUGGUAUUCCUUUUGAUAAUCCUGAGUGCAGUUGCCAGAGGAGGUCCAGCUGCAUCAUGUACAGAUAUCCUGUGUUGACAGAUUCCUUUAGUAACUGUUCUUUUGCACACUUACAAAAUGUUCUGAGCAUUAACAAGCAUUGCCUAUUCAAUGAAGAAGUGAUAUUCUUUAACACAAGCCUGACACAUAUACGCUGUGGAAACUCUAUAGUAGAAGAGAAGGAACAGUGUGACUGUGGCUCCAUCAAGCAGUGCGCCAGCAACCCCUGCUGUGGUAACAACUGCAAACUUGAAACUACAUUUCUUUGUGAUAAAGGACUAUGCUGUACAAACUGCACCUUCUCUGCUGUUGGGACACUCUGUAGACCAAUCCGGAAUAUCUGUGACCUUCCAGAGUAUUGCAAGGGGGGAUCUUCUGAAUGUCCUGAUAAUUUCUACAUGCAAGAUGGAACCCCCUGCACUGAAGAAGGCUACUGUUAUCGUGGAAACUGCACUGACCGUACCAUGCACUGCAAAGAAAUAUUUGGUGCAAACACUGUGGAAGGACCAGGUGCCUGCUACCGAAUUAAUAAAAAAGGCCACCAAUUUGGACACUGUAAAAGAGAGUUUUCAGCCAGAAACUUUAUUCGUUGUGGGGACCAAGAUGUCAAGUGUGGAAGGCUGCAGUGUACCAAUGUAACUCAUCUCCCUCAGUUGCAAGAACAUGUGGGCUUCCAUCAGUCUAAGAUUUCAGGUGUCUGGUGUUGGGGAUUGGACACACAUCGCUCCACAGGAACCACUGAUGUUGGUCAUGUGAGACCUGGUACUCCCUGUGGUCAUGGAAAGUUCUGUAACAAU
Molecule: messenger RNA, 1953 nt
Organism: Mustela erminea (ermine)
Lineage: Eukaryota; Metazoa; Chordata; Mammalia; Carnivora; Mustelidae
Product: disintegrin and metalloproteinase domain-containing protein 29-like
Exons: 1
Biological process (GO): male gonad development; proteolysis
Cellular component (GO): plasma membrane; external side of plasma membrane; sperm head plasma membrane
Molecular function (GO): metalloendopeptidase activity
Source: RefSeq, a predicted model, not a curated record